Messenger RNA from Tetrahymena thermophila SB210, 1965 nucleotides. RefSeq lists its product as hypothetical. The record is from RefSeq and is a predicted model, not a curated record. NCBI's taxonomy places the organism in Eukaryota, Ciliophora, Oligohymenophorea, Hymenostomatida, Tetrahymenidae. The transcript has 2 exons.
AGAAAAACUAAUUAAUUGGUUUGUAAAAAAUUAAGGAAAACAAAAAAGAGUAAAAAGCUUUAUAUUAUUAUUAAUAUAAUCACUAUACAGAAAAUCCCUAUUAAAUACAUACAUAAAUACACAUUUCUUGUAAGUAGAAUUUCCGCAAAAAUGUUUUCCCAUUCUCCUUCUUCUAAAAAAAAUAACUUUAAAUCUUCAAAGUCAUUAAAUCAUGAUAAGCUUCAAUUAUAAACUGAAGAGCAUGUCCUUUUUAACUAUAUUCCAUGCAUUCCUAGCAUUACAUAAGAUAUAAAUAUUUAGGAAGUUAUAAAUAAGAGCUAGAUACAGUAUUAGCAACAAUAGCAGCAAUAUCUCCUGUCAUUAAAGAGAUCGUCAGAGCAUUUAGACUAAGAAAAGGAAAAGUAGAAUAAUAGCUCCUACUCAACUAAUAAUUAACAAACUCUUCUUAAUACACCUUUAUAUACUAAAAUAGUUAUUGAUAAAAUAGUAAAUCAAUUAACCUGUCCUUCAGAUGAUCUUGAAGUUGAGUUGCACAUACUGCAUAUGAAAUAACUUGUUUAGGAAUAGGAAAAGACUAUUCAAAGAGCUAUGAUAGAAGGAGAAAAGACUAGAUUUAAUAGAAAAGCUUGUGAAUUUUCUUCUGUUGAGAGAGAAAACCCUCAAAAAUACGAUGCAGGAUACUAUGAACAACAACUAUAAUUGCAAUAAUAAUAUCUAAAAGGCUCUUGGUCACAUAAUAAGAAUAAUGCUGAUAUCUCUUCUACCUAGUAGCAACCCUAAUUUGUUUAUCCCUAGUCAAAUAGAGACCAAGGAGCAUUUGACUAAAGCUAAAGAUUCUUGAGUGAUAAUAGCCAUAAUAUUCUUUAGUCUAGGUGUUCAAACAUAGCAUAUACCUCAUCUAGUAACAAUGUAGUUGCAUCAAACUCCAAAGCUCCUUUAAGUAAUGCAAAUAAUCUUGGCCAAUAAAAUAUUUAUAAUGACAAUCUAAAGCAAAAUUCUAACUAGUAAAAUUCUUAAGUUUCCUACUAACAAUAGUAACAAACAAAUUUAGUUUCUUAAUAAGAAAAUAACUAAGAAAGCAAAUACAAAACUAGCAGUAAAAAUAAUAAAGAAAAUAAGUCUUCAUCAGCAGGAAAAGAAAAUUCAGGCUCUUCUGUUGGAAUUAUAAAUAGUAAAAUCUCAAAAGAUAAUAAAAAUAAAAAGAGGGCUUAAACUCAAACUAAAAUCCAAUAAAAUUAAAAUAUUUCUUCAAUGGAAAACAAUGCUACUUCAAGUAACCUACCUUAGUUACAUUAACAAAUGAGUGCUCCUCCUCAAAUAGGAUAAUAAUAAGUACCAAUUAAUUAAUAAUAAAGUACUCCAAUCCAUUACAAUAGGUAUCCUGUCCAUUAAUAAUAAAAUUAACAAUUUUAUGGAACAGCUUAUGGAUUUAAGAAUAUGUAUUAACUUCCCCAUUAAAAUCCUAUAUACUACAAUUAAUCUUCUUACACAACUCCAAAUUAUUAACCUUACUUAUAUCCUUAAAAUUAAUAAAAUGCUUAUUACUAUCCAUAGGUUCCUGCACAGAGAAUAACAACAAAUUUCUAAAACUAAUAUUGCAUCUAAAGUACUAAUAAUAAUAAUAAUAAUAAUAAUAACAGUAAUAGUAAUUAGCCUUUAUUCCCUAAAUAAGAACCAUAUAUUGAAGAAAAUGGAGAUAUAGCAAGCUAAAUAGAAAUUCCUUUAAUGGAAAUUAAUAAUAACAUAAAUAAUAGUAGUAGUAGUAAUAAUAAUAAUAAUAACAACAACAAUAACCAUUCCUUAAAUUAAUCUAAUUAUGAAGAUUUCUUUAGAAAUUAAGAUUAAGACUAAUAAUUACCACUCUAGCCUCACAUCUCAAGACAAAUGUCUCUUUAAUAAUCAAGCUUAGAAGAUUAAUUAGAUUAAGGUGAAGAUGAUGAUAUGAUAAAUAACUAUCUUUCAUGA